AAGGUCAUGGGAGCUACAACCAAUACGAAUUUGGGAACUACAUUGAAGGGCAACAUCAUGAUAGAAUGGAACAAGCGGUUCAAAAACAUCGAGCAUCAUUGUUAGUUUGCGAUAACUACGAUACUUGAUCCGAGGUUUAAAAACAUCCAUUUCGAUGACAGUGUGGCAGUGGGGAUGGCAAUCCGGAAGUUGACUUCUGAAAUGAAGGAGGAAGCAAAUGCUGAACAAGUCAACGAAGAUGAUGAAAGUGGUGAUGGCUUUAGUCUAUGCGACGACCACCACAGGCUCGGAAAUCAAAAAACGGAUAAGGACUCUAGAUGAACUAGGCACAUUAAAUACGAUGCCACCGGAAUUACCAAUUUAUUUGAAGAGCCCAGUCGUUAAGCUAACGGAUUGUCCCCUGCAUGUGUGGGCAGAAGGAUACCACAAAAACUCUUUGUUGAAAAUAGCAAUGAAAUGCUUAAUAGUGAUGGCAACUUCCGUGCCGCCAGAACGUGUUUUUUCCAUCGCGGGAAAUAUUGUUACCUGUAAAAGAAGUUGCUUGUUGUCGGGAGAAAAAGUGGACAAACUGCUUUUUUUUACAAACUGUUAAUAGUAAGUUU
Messenger RNA from Rhagoletis pomonella (apple maggot), 602 nucleotides. RefSeq lists its product as uncharacterized. The transcript has 2 exons. Lineage: Eukaryota; Metazoa; Arthropoda; Insecta; Diptera; Tephritidae. Bases 218 to 592 code for a protein of 124 amino acids. Gene Ontology annotation, molecular function: protein dimerization activity. The record is from RefSeq and is a predicted model, not a curated record.